AGGGUAGGGACGUCCCAAGGGUACUGGAUAGCACUGACCACAUUUUCAUCUCAGCUGUUAAUCAGUCACAGAUGGAUGAAGUAAUCAGUGACCACAGACCCAGAGAGAGAGGGGAAAAUUACACCACAACGACCAAUAAUGUUUAUCAAUGGUAUAAUAUAGGGGCUAAAACUGAUUGUGUGCCAUAUUGGUAACAUAUUAUUGAAACUAGAACGCUUGAUAUUUAGAAUCGGAACACUUUCCCCUUUUAUCCACAACGGGGCGACAAUCGCCAUUGCAUUUCUGUGAUGCUCUGAAUUGAACUCGAUCGCCCCUGCGUGGUGAAAAGUAGCACUAGUACUGACAAUCUGUUGCUGGUUUUCUGCUUCCGCCUUCUCAUCCGCAAAUUAGAGAGGCACCAACAAUGUCCAGCUACUCCAGAGUAAUUCAUCAUGCCACCAGUAUAUUAUGCAGCAACAAGGGUUCCCUGGCCCUCCAGCAAUUGCACAGGAAAGUAUUCCAGCGUGUUGAAAUAACGGAGGACGACUUUUGGUACAUCGUGAAGAAGUGUUCUCGGUUUGUUGCGGUGCGGAACCGAGAGAGGACGGACGAAUGGGGAACUGACUGUGUGAUUGUCGCCAAAACGUCGCUGCGACUGUGUAAAAAUUACACAAAACAAGAUUGCAGAGAUUGCCAGGAGCUUCACCUUUGCAAAUAUUUUGUUUAUGGAAACUGUAGAUUUGGGAAAGGCAGGAAGCAGUGUAAGUUCUCCCAUGACGUGCGUUCAGAGCAUAACUACACGCUCCUGAGGGAGUGCACUCUGCAUGAGCUGCACGAGGAUGACCUGUUCCUGUUACUGCUGCAGAAUGAUCCCACCCUGCUGCCGGAGGUGUGCUCUCACUACAACAAGGGCUCCGGGCCCCACGGCGCAUGUACCUUCAGGGACAGCUGCACCAAGGUGCACAUGUGCAUGCACUUUGUGCAUGACGACUGCAUGUUCGGGCCCAAGUGCAAGAGGCAGCAUGUCAUCGACCAGCAUGGCCGCCGCAUGCUGGAGGAGAGGGGCCUUAGCGGUGACAUCAUCAACGACCUUCCCUUCGUCUACCAGAACCUCCACCGCCUCAACACACCCACUACACCCUACACUGCUAAAGAGCGUGAGCUGGUCUCCAGUCCUGUGGUCAAGAAAGAGGACAGGAAGGAGAUUUGUCUGCAUUUCAUACGCAAGAACUGUAGAUUCCAGGACCAGUGUAUCCGUGUGCAUUUUAACUUGCCCUAUAAGUGGGAGGUGUUUGAUGGGAACGGCUGGAUACGCCUGCAUCACACUGAGGACAUCGAGAGAGCCUUCUGUGACCCCCGGAACACACACAGUCCGGGCUCUCGCCCAGUAGACUUCCUAACGAUGACACAGGAGUCAGACCCCGUGCGGCGCCUGUCCACGGUUUCCUCGGUAACAAAGCCGGCUCACUACAUCCUGACCACUGAGUGGCUGUGGUACUACAAGGGCGACCACGAGAACUGGAUUGAGUUUGGAAGACCCGACGAUAAACAGCGUACGACAUCCCUCUCGUCCCGGGAGCUGGAAGAAGCGUACCUGGCAGACAGAUCGGCUGAGGUCACCAUUAUGAAAGGUCACCGCAACUACUACCUCAGUUUUCAAGACAUGUACCAGCGGAACCCCAAACACAACACCAAGAGGAGGGUGCGUCGCCGACCACGCUUCAUCUCCAUCAUGGAAGUGGAGAACAAGACUGCACCGUAGAGAGAGAGAGAAAAUAAAGAGGAGGAAUAAAUGGGCAGAUCUGUUCCUCUCUGAAUGAAUGGAGUACAUUUUACUCUGGAUCUGGUGAGUGGGGAUAAAUUGGACUGGCCGACAGUCACCCCAAUACAACACAGUAUGUAAAUCACUCAAUACCACAGGGACGACUACCAGGUACAGCCAGGAAGAGCCAGCGAUGGGAUGUCCGUGUGUUGAUCAUUUCAAAUAAUGUUAGUGAUAUAAUAUGCAUUUUGUUUGCAAUCAUUUUUUGGGGGGUUCAUUGGGAAACCUGGUGCCCUCAACUGAAGUCUGUUUUUACGUUUCCUGUAAGCAAGUAAUCAAUAUCUAGGUACAACUCAUCUUUUAUGUACAAACUGUCUGACUGUAGACAAAUGAGGAAGUUUUUUUUCUGUGUAUAUUUUAACAUUUAGAAUAUCAAUCAAGUUAUGAGUUAAUCGCGUUCUGUAGUAUAUAACUCUAUUUCCUAGCAUGCAUCUCUAUAUUUGUGUGAAGAUGUGAUAAUAAACUAUAGACUGGUCUGCCAUGUUUAUUUGUGGAAUA
This is a messenger RNA of Oncorhynchus kisutch (coho salmon), 2299 nucleotides long. RefSeq names its product protein mono-ADP-ribosyltransferase PARP12. Gene Ontology annotation, molecular function: metal ion binding; NAD+ poly-ADP-ribosyltransferase activity. Bases 404 to 1741 code for a protein of 445 amino acids. The transcript has 8 exons. The record is from RefSeq and is a predicted model, not a curated record. Gene Ontology annotation, cellular component: nucleus. NCBI's taxonomy places the organism in Eukaryota, Metazoa, Chordata, Actinopteri, Salmoniformes, Salmonidae.